Salvia splendens (bonfire salvia) is the source of this 936-nucleotide messenger RNA. RefSeq names its product zinc finger CCCH domain-containing protein 7-like. The record is from RefSeq and is a predicted model, not a curated record. Gene Ontology annotation, molecular function: metal ion binding. Bases 1 to 936 code for a protein of 311 amino acids. Gene Ontology annotation, cellular component: nucleus. The transcript has 6 exons. Lineage: Eukaryota; Viridiplantae; Streptophyta; Magnoliopsida; Lamiales; Lamiaceae.
AUGGUUUUUGACAAAGAAUCAUCGUCAUCAGUUGCUCCUCAAUCUAAAAAGAAUGUUAAGAGAUCUUAUAUUCCCAAGAGAUUAUUGAUUGGCAAUGAAGAAUAUGUUCGAAUUGGAAAUGGUAACCAGCUGAUUAGAGAUCCAAAGAUACGUGUUCGUGUCCUUGCAAGCGUGAAAGUUCGCUGGAGUUUGCUAACUGCUCGGUUGCGAUUGGCCAGAAAGAGUAAAUAUUGCCAGUUCUUCACUAGAUUUGGAAAGUGCAACAAGGAUGAUGGCAAGUGUCUAUGCAUCCAUGAUCCCUCUAAAGUAGUAGUCUGUACAAAAUUCCUGGCUGGUUCAUGCACCAAUGUCAACUGCAUAUCGACCCACAAGGUUAUCCCUGAGAGGAUGCAAGGUUGCUCAUAUUUUCUGAAAGGUUUGUGCUCCAAUGACAAUUGUCCUUAUAGACAUGUGCAUGUCAAUCCUGAUUCAAGUGUUUGUGAAAAUUUCCUCAGAGGCUAUUGUGCGGAUGGCAAUGAGUGCCAGAAGAAACACACCUAUACCUGUCCUGCUUUUGAAGCAACCGGAGUGUCUCCUCAAGCAUCGCUACACCAUCCAAAAACGAAGACAGAAAAGAAACCAAGGAUUGAGCACAAAGUUGGCUACUUUGAUGGUGGACUUAUUGGAGUUGAUGACUGGAGCUCAGCAUCAGCCGCAGCACCAUCGGUAGAGAAGCUCUCCACGAGAGGUAAGGUUGACAUAGUUGUGUAUGAAGGACAAUUCCCGGAUUAUAUUAGUUUAGAAGUCGCGAUGAUGAAACGGUUCAAGGAUGUGAUGAAAUUCCGCCAGAUGCACAGAAAGAUCAUAGUGUCGUAUAGAUAUAGCGUGUCAUACAUAUAUAUAUUCGUCUCCAGCCAUUGGCAGCCGGAGAUGAACAUCAUAGAUGUAGAGGUAUAG